AUGGCGGACUUGGUUCAAGAUGAUCCAUCAUCUGGGGUGCAAUCCUCUUCAGAGGAUCAAGGCGCUGAUAUGCCGGUGGAGUCAUUGGUUCAGGGUCGCGUGAAGCGAAGCACCGCCGGUCGGCACAUGGCCGCUUUGAUUGACGCCGCCGCCGACGAUGACCUCACACUCUUAUUUGAAGAGGUGGAGGAUGAUCAGGAGUUUGCGAUGGAUGGAGAAGUGGCGGAGGAAGAGGAUGUAGGGCUGGAUUCAUCCUCGGACGACGAUGAUGAUCAGGGCCCCGCUGCCCAAAACGACUACGAGGGAGAGAAAGAAUUGCAAAAGGAGGAGCGCAAGAAACGACGUGCGCAGAACGACCUACGAUUCCAAACUCUACGAAAACGAGUCAAAAUUGACCCGACCGCCGUUUCAUCCGUCCCUGCUCCGCCGCCCCGACCGAAGAAGAAGUCAGAGCGCCUCUCAUGGCUCCCCACGGUAGAGGAUGGCCCGACGCGGUCCUCUUCGCGUCGGCAGACAAUGGUCAACAAGGAACUCACGCAUGCACGCUUGAAGGAUAGCCAGGAGAAACGCAUUCGAAUAAUUGCUACGAUGAAGGAGGCCGAAAAGCGCAAAGCUCAUCUGAAGCCAAAGGAAAUGACUCAGGAGGACCACCUCGCAGAGGCUGCUCGGGUGGAACGCACAAAUAGCAAAAGUCUCAACCGCUGGGAGCUGUCGGAGAAAAAGAAGGCCGAGGAGAGAAAGGCCAAAAUCGAGGCGCUACAAAAUCGACGUCUCGAGGGCCCCGUUAUUUCCUACUGGAGCGGAGUGGCUACGUGGGUCGAUGGGAAAUUGACAAAGGUGGGCAGAGUCGAAGUCAAGGCGAAGCCCGAGAAAGAAGAGCCUCGCAAGAAGAAGAAGGAAAAGGACGAGAAAUCCGGCUCGGAAGCCCAAGGUGGUGUCUCGUCUGUAACUCCUGGCCCGGCACUCGAUGAGAAAGCGGUAUCCGCUAUCGAGGUUCAGAUCCCAGGCCCGACUGUAGCGGCGGCCGAGGCAGGAGCUGCGACAGAAUCCGCAGAAAAUGCGCCGGUCGGUACGACUUCUUCGGCCGUCAGAAACGAUGGUGUCUCGGUUGAGGUCGUCGUGACUAAGAAAGCCUCGGAAGAGCAGCAGCAUACUCCAGUCGAGGUGGUCUCCGAGCAGGCCACGACGACUGUAUCACAGUCCGCCGUGAGUACCGAAGAUAAGAAUACCGAUGGGACGCCCGCCGCUGAGCCGGCUGGUGAUAGCAAAGCGAAUGCGGAGCAAGCGAGUCAAGAGAACCAAAUCGAUAUUCCCAAUACAGCCGGGGAUGACACAGGAGACCGCAAAGCCAGCACAAAAAAGGAACCUGUUCUGGUGACGGAUCAAAGCCUCUCGGAAAUGGACAUUGAUGAACCUCCAACGAUCAAGCCGGAGGAGAAAGCCGAGAAGAAAGCCGAGAAGAAAGCCGAGAAGAAAGCCGAGAAGAAAGCCGAGGAGAAAUCUGAGGAGAUAUCUGAGGGGGAAGCUGAGGGGAAACCCGAGGAAGAGCCCGAUGCGAUGGAUCUUGAUCCCAAGCCAGAUAAUGAGCCUGCCAAAGACGACGAAGCGCGAGAACAGCAAGAGCAAAAAACUGCUGCGGUAAAUGCGGCCCAGGAAUUGGGCACUGGCGGCAGCUCAGGGAUCGAGACCGACCAUCUACCCUCGAACAAUUUGGUGGCCGAUACCAAGCGGCCAGCGAAUGAUGAAGUACCAGCUCCGACUAGUGCAUCCGCAUCCGCAUCGACGCCUGUGUGUGUGCCAGAGCCUGUGCAUGCAGACCUCUUAGCCUCCGAGGCCCCCGAAGCUCCCAAAGGUCCCCAAUCUCCUCACCCUCAUAUCUCGUCUGGCGAUGCAGCUUCUCCACCCGCCACGUCGGCCGAUGGCGCAGCAUCUGCGAAACAGGACCUUGCUUCUGCUUCGGAUUCGCAGCAACCGCAGGGAGAGCUUGGCAACAUGAAUCGUCAACAACCGACCGUGUCGCAAGAGGCCACCCCUACGGCGGGACAGCCUGAGAUCCCGUCAGCUCCAGCAGCCCCUCCCGUGAUUGAACACACGGGCCGCAUCUUGACAAUUUUGGAGAACUUCGACGAUCGGACCGCGCACAGCAAGAAGUACAGCAUGUACUUUAACGCCAAGAAGCCGCCCCGUUUGACCAGUAAGUAUCCUGCCUGCCAUCCGCGUCCGUCCUCGUCCGACAAGUGCCAAAUAGUCAAGCUCAGCUCGUAUUCGCCGUUGCUAAUGUAUCUUAUAGAAAUAUCUUCAUCCCUGUGCGUCAUCACAUCCCUUCCAUCACGGUAUCGCGAUCCUGAGACGUCGCUACCGUAUGCGAAUUCUUUCGCGUACAAGCAAAUUCGGCGAAUGCUGUCGCAGGGUUACAUUUGGAGCUCGAUGCUGGGUUGUUUUGUCGGGCCUGGCGGGACCGCAGCUCGUGGCGUGCCUGGCCGGUUCCUUGGCAAAGAGACAGAGGAGGACGACGAAAAAGAGAAACCCAAAGAGGGAGAGGAGGUGAAAUCCACGUCUGACAUCGACAAAGGCAAAGCUGAGAAGCCCGUGAUCGGAUCUGAGGGCGACUCGAAAUCCAACCCGGUGAAUGUCGACGCCACGUGA
Messenger RNA from Penicillium oxalicum, 2646 nucleotides. Its product is annotated as putative signal transducer. Gene Ontology annotation, molecular function: ATP-dependent H2AZ histone chaperone activity. The transcript has a single exon. Bases 1 to 2646 code for a protein of 881 amino acids. Gene Ontology annotation, biological process: chromatin remodeling; regulation of DNA-templated transcription. Gene Ontology annotation, cellular component: nucleus. NCBI's taxonomy places the organism in Eukaryota, Fungi, Ascomycota, Eurotiomycetes, Eurotiales, Aspergillaceae. The record is from RefSeq and is a predicted model, not a curated record.